Hydractinia symbiolongicarpus is the source of this 1205-nucleotide messenger RNA. RefSeq lists its product as uncharacterized. Lineage: Eukaryota; Metazoa; Cnidaria; Hydrozoa; Anthoathecata; Hydractiniidae. Gene Ontology annotation, cellular component: nucleus. Gene Ontology annotation, molecular function: catalytic activity. The record is from RefSeq and is a predicted model, not a curated record. Gene Ontology annotation, biological process: chromatin remodeling. The coding region runs from base 88 to 687 and encodes 199 amino acids. The transcript is spliced from 2 exons.
CACUUUAAAAAACACCCAGUCCGGUCUGUGAACGGUUGGCGCUAGGAAGGGCAUCCAGCUGUAAAACAAUGCCAAAACUCUUUAUUAAUGGCCGUAAGAAUAGUUGAUCAGACAAACUGCGUAAACGGGGCUGGAACUCUAAGGAGUGAAGGUGUCGCGCACGGUAGGACAGAUGUCAGGUGUGAGCAUCGUCAGACCGUUACCCAGCUAUCACAUCACAAGGUAGAUAACACUAGGUUAAGGAUGGCUAGUGUGAAUGUUGGUACUCUGAGAGGUAGAGCAGGUGAAGUAGUUGAAAUGUUAGAACGUAGAUCUGUUGAUAUGUGUUGUGUUCAGGAAGUCAGGUGGAGAGGAGCUUCUGUGAGAUUUGUGAAAGGUAGGAGGGCAAGGUAUAAGCUUUUUUGGAUUGGUACUAGUGAUGGAUAUGGAGGAGUUGGCAUAUUCGUUGCAGAGAAGUGGGUAGAAAAAGUAAUAGAUGUUAUGCGUGUUAAUAGUCGUAUUAUAGUGAUAAAGUUUUUGAUAGGUAAUAGGAUUGUCACUUUUCUGUCAGUUUAUGCUCCACAGUGUGGACUCAUUGAGGAAGAUAAAGAUAAGAUUUAUGGUGAGUUAAUAGCAGUCACAUCAAAGUUUGGAGACACUGAACUUGUCAUGGUGGGCGGCGAUUUUAAUGGUCAUGUUGGGAAGUGAUCUGAAGGUUAUAGAGGUGUGCAUGGAGGCUAUGGAUUUGGGAGCAGAAAUAAGGAAGGGGAGAGAUUGCUUGAGUUUGGAAUGGCAAUGGACAUGGUGGAGUUGGCAUAUUCGUUGCAGAGAAGUGGGUAGAAAAAGUAAGAGAUGUUAUGCGUGUUAAUAGUCGUAUUAUAGUGAUAAAGUUUUUGAUAGGUAAUAGGAUUGUCACUUUUCUGUCAGUUUAUGCUCCACAGUGUGGACUCAGUGAGGAAGAUAAAGAUAUAGUUUUAUGAUGAGUUAAUAGCAGUCACAUCAAAGUUUGGAGACACCGAACUUGUCAUGGUGGGCGGCGACUAUGGUCAUGUUGGGAAGUCAUCUGAAGGUUAUAAAGGUGUGCAUGGAGGCUAUGGAUUUGGGAGCAGAAAUAAGGAAGGGGAGAGAUUGCUUGAGUUUGGAAUGGCAACGGACAUGGUGGUUUGCAACACAUCAUUCAGUAAGAGACAGAGUAGGCUGAUAACAUAUGAGUCAGGUGGUUGUAA